AUGUCCCGCGGCUUCUGCUACCAGAGCAGAAGAACAUCGGCUGCGUUUGCUAAUGACUCGCUUCACACCGCUGCCAAUGAACCAGAUUUCCCCAAGAAGGUCAUAACUGGAGAUGAAUCGUGGGCAGAAAAUCUGUUUCAGGAACUUCAGGAACAUUUUCAAGCUCUGACUGCAACAUUAAACAUCAGAAUGGAAGAAAUGGGGCAUCGCAUUGAGGACUUGCAGAAGAACGUAAACGACUUAAUGGUGCAAGCUGGGAUUGAAAACUCUGUCAAAGAGCAAAUGACCUGAAGAUGUUAGACAAGUCACUUGAAACUGUGAUAAAAUGAAAACUCUACUUUGAGUAAUAAUCUAUGUAAUAUGAUUCUGAUUUUCCGUAUUUAAUUUAAAAAUUCAUUUUAGUAAAAUAAGAGAUUAAAAGAACAAAGGCAAUGAAGGAAGAAUAUAAUUCAAAGGUGACUAAGCGCCUACCAAAGAUGGUUGUAAAUAACAGAGUAUUUCUCAAUGCAUACCUAAUUUUAUGAACCGUGGAUGAAAAGCAUAGCCAUAUUAGUUCAAAUGUCUUUCCAAAUUAAAAUUCUAGAUCUUUUUUUAAAAAGAUCAUAAGCAGUUUUCCAACAGAAGCUACAUUUGAAUAACUGCAUUCCAACUCAUUUCUA
Molecule: messenger RNA, 659 nt
Organism: Propithecus coquereli (Coquerel's sifaka)
Lineage: Eukaryota; Metazoa; Chordata; Mammalia; Primates; Indriidae
Gene: HSBP1L1
Product: heat shock factor binding protein 1-like 1
Exons: 4
Coding region: 1-291 (96 amino acids)
Biological process (GO): cellular heat acclimation
Cellular component (GO): cytosol; nucleus
Molecular function (GO): transcription corepressor activity
Source: RefSeq, a predicted model, not a curated record